AUGCUAUUAAUUAUAUUAAUUGUACUAAGUGGUAUAGUGGCAAGAGAUCCUGAUUUAAUUGAAAUUGAGAUAGCUUAAUUAGAACAUUUAAUAUAAUUGUAGACUGAGAAAUUACAUUAUUUGAAAGAAUUGAGAGAUAUUACAAUAAAUAAUUAAUAAAAUAUUCCUGUAUUGAAUGAUUAAUAUAGGAUUAGUAAAUAGAUUAAUAAGUACUCUAAGACAUUGUAUAAAAGAAACCUUAAAAGAUUUAGAAUAAUGGAAAACAGAGUUUAAAUAAAGAGAGAUCAUUUACAAAUAGAAUGUUAAAGAAAUAUUAAUUUAAUAUUACAAAUUCCAUUUUAGAUGCAUCAUUGAUUUAAACGUAAUUGAAUAUUUAUAUAUUUAUAGUUUCUAAUACAAAUCCACAAUAACUGAUAAUUCAUUUACUUAAAUGUUAUAUGUUAUUACAAACAAUAAGUAAAUUGAGAUUUAUGAUUUAUCUAAUUCAAUGAUUGUAAAUACUUAAUUAGGUAUUUAAUUUAUAAUAUUAGAAUUCUAACCAUAAUAUGUAUCAAUUAGUAAUCGUGCAGAUGAUCCAAUAUUAGCUUUGGCAAGUAUUUAUUUAACUUAAAAAUUUUUAGAUAAAGAUGGACAAUUUGUAUUAUAUAAAAUAGAGAAUUCAAGAAUCCCAAUUGAAACAGAAGAUUCAUAAAAACUCAAAACUAAAUUAGUGAUUUAAUUAAAUAAAGAAUUUGAAAUGAAUAUUGAAAACCAGUAAAUCACAUCUAUGAUAUAUGCAAUGGUUAAAGGAACUAAAUAUAUAUUAUUUGGUUCAAGUAGUGGAAGUGUUUAGUAAAUAAUUAUAAAUAAUAAAAGUGUAUACACUCGUAAUGGAACAUUAAUAGGUGAGAGGAAUUUCAAUAGUCCCAUUUUACAAGUAAUAAAAUCAUAUCCAAAUAUGUUAUAUUUAACAUCUAGUGGAUUUGGAUAUAUCAAUCCUAUCAACUUAGAAAUAGUAUAGCCAAUUUGUGACAAUGUAAAAAUAUAUUUUAUAAUAUUUACUAGUUACCAUUUUAAAUAGUUCAUUUAACAUUAGAUAUACAAUAAACAAAUAUAGUUUAUGUGCUAUCUGAUUUAGGUGAAGUAUAUGUUUUUGAAAUUAAAUAAAAUGAGUAAUGCAAAAUGAAAUUGAAAUUAAUGAAUAAUCAAUAAUCUUAAGUGUUAUUUAAUAAUGCUAAAUUAUUUAGUUUAAGACAUUAUCUAAUAGUUUAUGAUUAAAAUACAAGAGAAUCAUUAUUAUAUAAUACUACAGAUGUUUUGACUGAAGUUGAUUAUGAUCAACCUUUUAAUAUUGAAUUCUUUAAAUAAAUCAAAGGUUAAUAAGUUGUAUUAUAAUCUAUAAAAGGAAAUGGUGCAUCUCAUUAUUUAUUAACUAGAGAAAUAUAAGAUGAUCAUGAAUUGAUUAGUUAUUAUGAAAUAACAAUGCCUUAAAAAAAAGAUACUGAUAUAUUCUCAAAUUUUAGAUUCCCUAUUAUUAUUAUAGCAAUUGUUAUUGUGCUUUUAUAUUAAUUCUGGUUUAAAGGUAAAUAAAAGGAUAAGAAAGAGAAGGGAUCCAAAAAGAAAAUAAGAGGUGAAGAUGAAGAGAUUGAAUAAAUAUUAAAUUAAGCAAAGAAACCUUUGACAGGAUCUAUAGGAUCUACUUCCACUAUUAAUAACAGAUCUCCAACAAGAUCAGAAGUAUAGAAUGGAUAAAAAUAAGUGAGAUUUGAUGAAAAUUUAAAGAGAGCUGAUAAAUUUAAGGAAUAACUUGAUAAUAUAGAUUAAAAAACUAAAUUACUUAAUGAAAAAGUAGGAGUAACAAAUAAUAUUGAAGCAUAAAGAUAAAGUAAUUAUAUAUAUUAUAUAUAUUAUUAUUAGAAUUGGCAUAAUAAGCAUUACUGUAGAAAAAUAAAUAUGUAUGA
Paramecium pentaurelia is the source of this 1940-nucleotide messenger RNA. The record is from the annotation of a GenBank genome assembly. NCBI's taxonomy places the organism in Eukaryota, Ciliophora, Oligohymenophorea, Peniculida, Parameciidae.